AUAUAGUUACCUCCUGUCGUCUCUGCAAGCAGUCCACUCGUUCAGAUCACAAUCUUGGACGAGGAGCGUGCCUCCAAGAAACUCUCCUCACACAACCUCCAAGCCGCCCUGGAAGGUCUUCAUCGAGAUGGCGUAUGCGUCAUUACCAACGGCGUUGAUCCCGCUCAUCUUGACAAGCUGAAUGAGCGCAUGGUCCCCGAGGCCCAGACUCUAUAUGCCAACCCGCAAACCUACCGCAACUUUGGUCCCCGCACGGGCAACAUCCAGCAGGAGCCCGUGGUAGACGAAGAAUACAUGUUUGAAGACAUCAUUGCCAACCCCUGGGCCACUGCCAUCACAGAAUGCAUGCUGGGACCCAACCCGCACUUACGCUUCUACAGCGCCAACACCGCCUUCAAAGCCGAGGACCGGCAACCAGUACACGUUGACGUGCAUUUUGACUUUCCCAAGAUCCCCUUUGGCUUCUGCAUCAACAUCAAUCUGGUGGCAACCUCGCCGGAGAAUGGCGCAACUGAGCUCUGGCCCGGUAGUCAUCGGGACGCUGAUCAUAGGGACAGCGAUAGCACCGGGGUGAUUUCGGAUCUGGUCGAAGCCCGCCGCAAGAUUUCUCCCCCGGUGCAGCCUUCGCUGCCUAAGGGAGCCGUGAUCAUUAGAGAUUUUAGACUGUGGCAUGCAGGCAUGCCGAACCGCACUGAUGACCCUCGCGUCAUGCUGGUGACGAUUCACUUCCCGGCGUGGUAUCGCACAGACCAAAAGUUUGUGCUGCCUAAGGGUAUGCAAGGGAAGGUAGACUGGGGGAAUUUGGUGCCGUGUGUCGAGUGGGUGGACGAAGACUAUGAUUAUCUGCAGGGCAAACAUGACCAUGACUUUACUUUGCAGCCGUAA
Messenger RNA from Aspergillus sclerotioniger CBS 115572, 885 nucleotides. RefSeq names its product phytanoyl-CoA dioxygenase family protein. Lineage: Eukaryota; Fungi; Ascomycota; Eurotiomycetes; Eurotiales; Aspergillaceae. Bases 190 to 885 code for a protein of 231 amino acids. The record is from RefSeq and is a predicted model, not a curated record. The transcript is spliced from 2 exons.